AUAACAAAAAACCAUAUGAUAUGAUUUUAUCUUAUCUUAUCCUAUCACCAUAUUUCAUAUUAUAUCAAAAAUAACAUCUUUCCCCCUUGUUUUUCUUCCCUUAGUUUCAUAAACUCAGCUCAAACCCAGCAAAAAAAACUGUAUGAUCCUACGAAAAUGUCGCGAAUUGAGACUGAAGAAUUGAAGAUUGCAAGGAGGAGACUUGCAAAUGUAGCCAACCAUGUUAACCCAGAAAUAGUAACACACUCAAAAUCCCAUCAACUUUAUGGUUGUUCCAUUUCUUUGUCAGCAACUUCUAUGAAUGACAACUACCACAAGGUUCAUGGUCAGGUUUCGACUGAUCCUGUCGUCUGGAAAGCUGCUACUGAUGAUUCUGGUGAUGAUUUCAUUGAUAUUAUUUACGAAAAAGCCGUUGGUGAAGCCAUUGCUAAGAUUACGAUAAACAGGCCAGAAAGAAGAAAUGCUUUUAGGCCGGAAACAAUUAAGGAGCUUAUUCGAGCAUUUGACGAUGCAAGGGAUGAUAGUUCAAUUGGUGUUAUUAUUCUAACUGGCAAGGGGACCAAGGCAUUUUGCAGUGGCGGAGAUCAGGCAAUUAGAGGGAAGGAUGGCUAUAUUGACUCAAAAAAAAUUGGCCGUCUUAAUGUUUUGGACUUGCAGGUCCAAAUUAGGCGGCUUCCAAAACCAGUUAUAGCAAUGGUUGCUGGUUAUGCUGUUGGAGGAGGACAUAUUCUGCACAUGGUAUGCGAUUUAACUAUUGCUGCUGAUAAUGCCAUUUUCGGGCAGACAGGUCCAAAGGUAGGCAGUUUUGAUGCGGGUUAUGGAAGUUCUAUCAUGUCUCGUUUGAUUGGACCCAAAAAGGCGCGUGAAAUGUGGUUUCUUACCAGGUUUUACCCAGCAGCUGAGGCAGAAAGAAUGGGACUUGUCAACACAGUUGUACCUUUGGAGAGUUUGGAGCAAGAGACAAUAAAAUGGUGUCGCGAGAUCUUAAGAAAUAGUCCUACUGCAAUUCGAGUACUCAAAUCAGCUAUCAAUGCAGUUGAUGAUGGUCAUGCAGGACUUCAGCAAAUUGGAGGAGAUGCAACGCUCUUAUUCUAUGGAACGGAAGAAGGUAACGAAGGGAAGACAGCAUACAAUGAAAGAAGGCGGCCUGAGUUCUCCAAGUUUCCUCGUCGACCAUGAUGGAUGCUUGAUUCUAUUUUCUUCCUAGAAGGACAUACACUCCAUGGUUUUUUGGAAUGGAUUUUCCUAUUGGUUGUACAAGUAUUGAUUAGUAAAAUUUGGUGGACUUGUAAUUGUAUUUAGAAUGAAACUCAUUUCAUGAAAGCAAGCUCCUUGAAUUACUUGAUAUGUUUGAUCUUUGAGAUAUUGUUAAUUGUAUUUAGAAUGAAACUCAUUUCCUAAUUGAUUUUCAUUGUUAACUA
Molecule: messenger RNA, 1421 nt
Organism: Chenopodium quinoa (quinoa)
Lineage: Eukaryota; Viridiplantae; Streptophyta; Magnoliopsida; Caryophyllales; Amaranthaceae
Product: 1,4-dihydroxy-2-naphthoyl-CoA synthase, peroxisomal-like
Exons: 9
Coding region: 157-1179 (340 amino acids)
Biological process (GO): menaquinone biosynthetic process
Cellular component (GO): cytosol
Molecular function (GO): 1,4-dihydroxy-2-naphthoyl-CoA synthase activity
Source: RefSeq, a predicted model, not a curated record